AUGGUUCAAUAAUGGCUGGAGCAUCUAAAAAAGAUGUAAAGAUUUGGAAUUUUGAAAACGGAUAUUCAUGAGUAACCUGAAAAGGUCAUAAUUUUGAUGUCACUUGUAUUAUUUUUAGUAAAAAGAUAUAUUGGUUUAUUACUGGAAGUAUAGAUUUUAAAAUUAUUGGAAGGAAAAAGAUGGUUAAUUGAUUCAAUUUAUUGGGAACCAUCAUAACCUUGUGACGCUUAGUCAAUUAUAUAGUGUUUAUUAUUAAAUUAAAGAGAAAAUUUAAUAUUUUCUGGUCAUGGAUCAAUUAAGGUUUGGACUUUAAAUACAAAUAAAAAUUAGUUAAUGUUUCAUUAUUAGCUUAAUAAACAUAGUAAACAUAUUGGUUAAAUGAUUAUAAUCGAAGAUGAAACACAAUUAGUCUCAUUUAGUGAUGAUAAAACAAUUAUAAUUUGGAAAAAGAAGGCAAAUGAAAGAAAAUUUAAGUUUAAGUAAGUUUUAGAAAAUUUGAAAAAUGAUAAUGGAUUUAGAGUUUUUUUUCUUAAUAAAGAUACAGUUGCUUGA
Paramecium pentaurelia is the source of this 552-nucleotide messenger RNA. NCBI's taxonomy places the organism in Eukaryota, Ciliophora, Oligohymenophorea, Peniculida, Parameciidae. The record is from the annotation of a GenBank genome assembly.